AUGAACAAACUGGUGCGGCGGCAGCCAUGGACUUGUGCCAGAUGUCUUCGCCAGCAACAACGAUACCGCUCUACGGCCACCGGAGCUGCAACAGCAACAGCCACGCUCGAUUCCUCUUAUGAGUCUGCAUAUCUCCACGCGUCACCUGCCCGGAGCAGUGACAAUGCUCUGCUCCGCGAGGUCUUUAACAAAAAAGGCAAAUGGCGCACUGCGGAGAAGAAGAGCUCGGGGCUAAUAGGGAACAAACAUCUCACCACUCCACGAGGAUUUCAAAAGUUCGCAGAGACAGCAGUGGCACAAUGUAAGAGGGUGGUGGAGAGGACUCUGGCAGCUUCUACGGUCGAAGAGUACAGAGCCAUCCCUAGAGACCUUGAUCGACUGAGUGAUCUGUUGUGCCGGGUCAUAGAUCUGUCCGACUUCAUCAGGAGCAUCCACCCAGACUCGGCGGUCGCGGCCGCAGCUUCGGCGUCGUACUCGCUGAUGUUCCAAUACAUGAACGAGCUGAAUACGACUACGGGCCUCAAUCAGCAACUGAAAAAGGCGUGGGACAUGCCGGAAGUCCUGUCUCACUGGAAUGAAGAAGAGAAGACGGUGGCCCAGCUCUUGAUGAAGGACUUUGCAAAGUCAGGUAUCGAUCUGCCCGAACAGCAGAGACAACAAUUCGUCUCUCUCUCCAAUGAUAUUGCUCAGGUAGGAACGGAUUUCGUCAAUCAGAUGGACCAUGCCAAGGAUCAUGUUACCUUCUCGCUGAAGCAGCUUGACGGCGUCGAUCCUACUCUAGUUCAAGGCAUGAAGUCCUGGGAACGAGUGCAAAUUCCAGUCUAUAGCUCGGCGUCCAAGGUGAUUCUGAACUCGGCCAAAAGUCCCGCUACGCGCAGAACUGUCUAUGUGGCCGAGCGUACGGCGUCGCGACAAACAAUUGCCCGACUGGAACAACUUCUUCUGCGCCGGGCGCAGCUGGCUAAACUCACGGGCUAUGACAGUUACGCUCAGAUGACAUUGGCCGACAAAAUGUCCAAGACUCCUGCCGCUGUGAGUGAUUUCCUCGAGUCUUUGAAUGCCAACAACAGAGUUCAGGUUCAGAAAGAACUCGCGCCACUUCUAGAGCUCAAGCGAAAACUCGACGACCCGAAUGCGUCAUCAAUAGACCCUUGGGAUCAUUCCUAUCUGCUGGCGAAGCUGGCGCAGUUUCAGGCGGCCGCGGGACCUCGGACGUCCAAGUCUCGCCUACGCGAAAAUGCCAGUAACUACUUCGCCAUUGGUCAUGUCAUGCAAGGGUUGUCCAACCUGUUUGAAUCGCUCUAUGGAGUGCGGUUGGUGCCGAAAGAGACUUGCCAGGGCGAAGUCUGGCACCCAGAGGUGAGGAGGUUGGAUGUUUAUACCGACAAAGAGGAGCACAUUGCGACCAUGUACUGCGACUUGUUUUCCAGGCCUGGAAAACUGCCUAACCCAGCGCACUUUACACUUCUUUGCUCGCGCGAGAUCUCGGACGAGGAAGUGAUGGACUCCCAACAACGAGGAGAGCCUUUGAAUGACGGCAUGCCUACGAUUAUGGGCCCCAGUGUCUUGAAAAGGGAUCCUCACGCCCGUGCGAACUACCAAAUCCCGAUCAUCGCGUUGGUAUGCGGGUUUCCAGACCCAAGUACCAGUGUAGGUCCAGCGCCAUCGCUGUUGUCGCUGCACAGCGUGACGACAUUGUUCCAUGAGAUGGGCCACGCAAUCCACAGCAUCCUAGGUCGGACAUCGAUGCAAGGCAUCUCCGGAACUAGAUGCGCCACAGAUUUUGCCGAACUUCCGUCUGUGCUGAUGGAGUAUUUCGCGACCGAUCCUGCUGUGCUAAAGAGUUUUGCUCGACAUUGGCAGACGGAUGCCGUUAUCCCGGACGAGCUGCUGACCGCCCUCGCCGAUGAGAGGACAACGCAGGCUGAAAGAUCCGGAGGAUGGAAUAAUGAAGCCCAAAUCCUCAUGUCCAUCCUCGACCAGGUCUAUCAUUCCACAGGGCCUGUCGAGGCUCUACGAACAGGUCGGUACAACUCCACAGCCGUCUACCAUGAGGUGUGGAACAAGUAUGGCAGUGUACCUGAACCCCCAGAGACAGCAUGGCAGGGCUUCUUCGGCCAUUUGUACGGCUAUGGCGCGAGUUAUUAUUCGUAUUUGUUUGAUAGGGCUAUUGCUCGGCAGGUCUGGCGCACCGUAUUCAAAGAUGGACAGAGCAACGCCGCUUUGGACAGGGCCGCUGGCGAGCGUUUCAAGCAGGAGGUUCUGCGCUGGGGUGGUGGCAGAGACCCUUGGCUGUGCCUGGAGGGCCUAAUAGGCGAUGGCCGCGGUGUAUUGGCCGAAGGAGGCCAGGAGGCCAUGCUGGAGGUCGGCAGAUGGGGGGUCGGAGCAUCGAGUGAGGGUUCAAUGUGA
This is a messenger RNA of Exophiala dermatitidis NIH/UT8656, 2409 nucleotides long. RefSeq names its product mitochondrial intermediate peptidase. The transcript has a single exon. Gene Ontology annotation, biological process: peptide metabolic process. The coding region runs from base 1 to 2409 and encodes 802 amino acids. Gene Ontology annotation, cellular component: mitochondrion. Gene Ontology annotation, molecular function: metalloendopeptidase activity. The record is from RefSeq and is a predicted model, not a curated record. Lineage: Eukaryota; Fungi; Ascomycota; Eurotiomycetes; Chaetothyriales; Herpotrichiellaceae.